Molecule: messenger RNA, 1852 nt
Organism: Sebastes umbrosus (honeycomb rockfish)
Lineage: Eukaryota; Metazoa; Chordata; Actinopteri; Perciformes; Sebastidae
Gene: cd4-1
Product: CD4-1 molecule
Exons: 11
Coding region: 339-1736 (465 amino acids)
Biological process (GO): T cell activation; positive regulation of ERK1 and ERK2 cascade; interleukin-15-mediated signaling pathway
Cellular component (GO): membrane raft; external side of plasma membrane
Molecular function (GO): protein tyrosine kinase binding; MHC class II protein binding
Source: RefSeq, a predicted model, not a curated record
UGUACUGGACGCACGUUAUUUUUUCCCUGAUAAAGCUACACUGAGAACAACAAAUCUGUGUUGAACUCAGCAGGAGGAGAGCUAGUAACGUUAGCUGUUCGGAGCCGGUGGGCAGCACAGUACUGCUUGGAUAAAUAACGAAGAUACGAAUGUUAACGGAGGUGCCAUUGAGUUAUUAAUAUGAGGCGUUCAUAGGCGAAGACCAAUCAGUGACGAGGGAGGUGCAACGGCACUUAAAAAGAGAGUUUGUUUGAUAAAUAUUCACCAUUUCCACCCGACUCCGGAUCACUGAACACAGAGGGACACUCAGCACUCAGCAACAGAUACGUGUGUCUGAGAUGAAGAACUCAAUUCAGUCCGUCCUCCUUCUCAUCGCUGUGCUCAUGUCAACAACAGGGGCAGCAGAGGUGAUAUAUGCUCGGGUGAACGAGACGGUUUCCCUUAGGCCAGUGGGGAAUAAUUUAAAUACAUAUUUGUACUGGUUCUUUGGUAGAGUGGAUGGCCUUCAACUUGCCUGGUCCAAUAACCUUGGCGGAAAGGGGACCUCUGAAGAUCCACUCUGGAAAGACAGAUUAUCCUGGUCUGGCAACUCACUGAUCAUCAAAAACAUCCAACAACAAAACUUUGGGACUUUUUUCUUUAAACAGUCAGAACCAGCUAAUAUCAUUGAAUAUAAACUACUCAAACUCACUGUGACUGUGAACCCACCGUCUCCUCUGUUGCUGCCUGGGUACAAACUGUCUCUGUCCUGCAAUGCAGAGACUGUUCAGGGUCAAAAUACACCAGUGAUACACUGGCUGAAUCCUCAGCAAGUGAAAGUGGCGAAUAACCAAGGACAAUUCACCGUAACAAGCCAAGACACUGGCCAGUGGACCUGUGUUGUGACACAUGAUAAAAAAGAGAAAAAGGCCACAGUUUCUGUCACGGUUGUGGACCUCUCUCCAGCUCCUUUACAUCCUCUGUAUACGUCUAAAUCCUGGCCUCUCAAGGUCCCCUGUUCCUUUCUUGCUCACAUCUCCUGGCAACAAAUCACAGCUAAGGGCAUCCAGGAAGUUCUCUGGGACUUUGUCCCUAGAUCAGGCUCGAGCCCACAGAGGCUCUUCAACCUCUCUCUGGAGAAUCCACUGACCUGGAAGCCAGACCAAAACAGAGGACUGCGCCCUGUACCAGACCCUCAGAAAGGAUAUCUGUCUUUAACCAGAAAUCGAGGGAGAGAAGACGACAGUGGAAAUUAUCAGUGCGCCCUGAAAUUUAAAAAUGGUGCGACUCUGAAGAGGACUGUGCACGUAGAGGUGCUGCAAAUCAUCUCCUCCCCAGGAACAGAGUUAAUCUCUGGCCAGCAGCUCAACCUGACCUGCAGCAUCGGCCAUCCGCUGCCCUCUGACCUGGAAGUGAAAUGGUUCCCUCCUGAACAAUCGCUCCUGUCGUCUCUGACAUCUGACCGUCACCCCGCCCAUCUCAUCAUCCCGGAAGUGGGGACAGGAGGUGGCGGAAAGUGGAGGUGUGAGCUGUGGCGGAACAGCACACGGCUGACGUCGGCUGACAUAACGCUGAAAAUCGAACCCAAACUGAGUGUGUGGAUGCUGGUGGUCAUAUGCAGCGUCACAUCCAUCGUGAUCCUCCUCCUCAUCCUCGUUUUCAUCAUCUGCCGACGCAGACAACGGAAGACGAGACACCCAAGGCGUCAACUCUGCCAAUGCAAAACCCCCAAGCCCAAAGGCUUCUACAGAACAUAAUAUCUCCCACAAAGACAUUUUCAAGAAGACAUCGCAACCAAUUGGAUUUCUGUCCAGAUAAGAUGGAUUUUCUUUUCUGUCACAUCUACUAAACUGUGAAACUGUCUGAAAACAAA